This is a messenger RNA of Podarcis muralis (Common wall lizard), 274 nucleotides long. Lineage: Eukaryota; Metazoa; Chordata; Lepidosauria; Squamata; Lacertidae. The record is from RefSeq and is a predicted model, not a curated record.
GAAGGGAAUCGGGGGAGCAAAACAGAUUUUGAGGGUGUGGACAAUUGCGUAAUAGGGGCAUUUCAAGCUCUUUUCGUUUGUAGCCAUUGUGGUGAGCGGUUGGUGGAGCUUGAGUAUGUCUUCCCACAAGACUUUCAAGAUCAAGCGGUUUCUCGCUAAGAAGCAGAAGCAGAACCGGCCCAUCCCGCAAUGGAUCCGCAUGAAAACUGGCAAUAAAAUCAGGUACAACUCCAAAAGGAGACACUGGAGGAGGACCAAGCUCGGCCUGUAAAGA